CGGUGCUGCCUCCUCCCGGCGGGAGCCGUGCAGACGCCGUCCCGCGCCGCCAUGGCCGAGGAGAAGCUCUUCAAGGCGGAGUACGCGAAGAGCGGACGGGCCUCCUGCAAGAAAUGCGGCGAGAGCAUCGCCAAGGAGUCGCUGCGGCUGGCCAUCAUGGUGCAGUCACCGAUGUUUGAUGGGAAGGUGCCCCACUGGCACCACUACGCCUGCUUCUGGAAGCGAGCACGGGUGGUGUCCCCCUCGGACGUGGACGGAUUAUCAGACCUUCGCUGGGAUGACCAAGAGAAGAUUAAAAAGGCCAUCGAGACCGGCGGGACAGGAGGAGGAAAAGGUGGUGAGCAGGGAGACAGUAAAGGGGAGAAGACCUUGAUUGACUUUGCAGUGGAGUACGCUAAAUCAAACAGGAGCACCUGUAAAGGCUGCAGUGAGAAAAUAGAAAAGGAUACUGUCCGUGUCUCCAAGAAAAUGAUUGAUCCGGAGAAGCCACAGCUGGGGAUGAUCGAUCGCUGGUACCAUCCUGCCUGCUUCGUGACCAACAGAGCAGAACUGGGCUAUCUGCCCACCUACAGUGCCACUCAGCUGAAGGGCUUCAGCACUUUGAGCGCAGAAGACAAGGCAGCACUAAAGAAACAACUACCAGCUGUCAAGAGUGAAGGGAAAAGAAAGGGAGAUGCAGUCGAUGGGGAAGCGACAGCCAGGAAGAAAAAUAAGAAGGAAGACAAAAUUUCAAAGCUGGAAAAGGAGCUGAAGGAACAGAGCCAGCUGAUCUGGAAUAUUAAGGACGAAUUGAAGAAGUGCUGUUCUACCAACGAUCUCCGAGAGCUUUUAAUUGCCAACAAGCAAGAAGUGGCUUCAGGAGAGGCAGCUAUCUUGGACCAGGUGUCGGACGGGAUGGCGUUCGGAGCACUGCUGCCCUGUGAGGAAUGCAAAGGGCAGUUGUUGUUGAAAGGGGAUGCCUACUGCUGCACUGGUAACAUCACUGCCUGGACCAAGUGUAGUGCCAGCACCCAGACGCCCGCUCGCAAGGACUGGCUCACUCCGAAGGAAUUCCAUGAGAUUCCCUACCUGAAGAAGUUCAAGUUCAAAAAGCAUGUCCGGAUAUUCCCGCCUGCCGUCCCAGCGUCGAGCGCCGAAAUUCCAGCCUCUACUGAUCCUGCCAUUCCCUUGGAACCUGCAGGUUUUCCUCUCGCAGACAUGAAGGUCCUCAUCCUGGGAAAGCUCUCAAAGAAGAAGGACGAGCUGAAGACCCUGGUGGAGGAGUUUGGAGGGAAAAUCACAAACACGGCCAGCAAAGCCAAGCUGUGCAUCAGCUCUCAGAAGGAGUUGGACAAAAUGUCGAAGAAGAUGGAGGAGGUGAAGGAAGCCAAUGUCCGUGUGGUUUCCGAGGAUCUCCUUGACGACUUGCGGUCUGGGAAAGGCCUUCAGGAAUUGUUGUCGGUGCAUGGGAUCUCAUCGUGGGGAGCGGAGCUCACCCCUGAGGUGGUGCCGGAGCCCCCUGUCGCGGGGAAAUCCACCGGCAGUAAGGUUACAAAGAACUCCAGUGGUAAAGCCAAGCAGGAGCAAGAAUCCGGCAAAUCGGAGAAGAAGAUGAAGCUGACGGUUAAAGGUGGGGCAGCAGUGGACCCUGACUCUGGGUUGGAGGAUUCGGCUCAUGUCUUUGAGCAGGGUGGCAGGAUCCUGAGUGCUACUCUGGGCCUGGUGGAUAUAUCCCGCAGUCAGAACUCCUACUACAAGCUGCAGCUGUUGGAGGACGACAACAAAAAGAGGUACUGGGUCUUCAGGUCCUGGGGCCGAGUGGGGACCACCAUCGGCGGCAACAAGCUGGAGAAGAUGUCCUCCAAAGAGGAGGCCGUCGACCAUUUCCUGGGCCUCUACGAGGAAAAGACGGGCAACGCCUGGCACUCCAAAAACUUCACCAAAUACCCUAAAAAGUUCUACCCGCUGGAGAUCGACUACGGCCAGGAUGAGGAAGCCGUGAAGAAACUCACUGCGAAUUGUAAUACCAAAUCCAAGCUGGACAAAGCAGUCCAGGACCUCAUCAAGACCAUCUUCGAUGUAGAGAGUAUGAAGAAAGCCAUGGUGGAGUUUGAGAUUGACCUUCAGAAGAUGCCCCUGGGUAAACUGAGCAAGAGGCAGAUCCAGAGUGCGUAUGCCAUCCUCAGUGAGGUGCAGCAGGUUGUGGCUAACAAUGGGGCGGAGUCUCAGAUAUUGGACCUGUCCAAUCGCUUCUACACACUCAUCCCACAUGACUUCGGAAUGAAGAAACCACCUCUCCUGAACAACGAAGAUUAUAUCCAGGCCAAGGUGCAGAUGUUGGACAGUCUCCUGGACAUUGAGGUCGCCUACAGUCUCCUCCAAGGUGGCAAGGAAGACGACGCCAAGAACCCCAUCGACGUCAACUACGAGAAGCUGCACACACAGAUCAAGGUUCUGGCCAAGGAGACAGACGAAGCCAAGUUAAUCGUCGAGUAUGUUAAAAACACACACGCUGUGACACACAACCAGUACGACCUGGAAGUGAUGGAGAUCUUCAAGAUUAAGCGCGAGGGGGAGGAAGAGCGUUUCGAGCCCUUCAGCGAGCUCCACAAUCGACAGCUGCUCUGGCACGGCUCACGCAUCACCAACUUCGCCGGCAUCUUGUCACAGGGUCUCCGCAUCGCUCCCCCAGAGGCCCCUGUGACCGGCUACAUGUUUGGUAAAGGAGUCUAUUUUGCUGACAUGGUUUCCAAAAGUGCCAAUUACUGUCACGCAUCACAGGCCGAGCCUGUGGGGCUCAUUCUGCUCGCAGAGGUGGCUUUGGGAAACAUGCACGAGUUGAAACGAGCGAAUCAUAUUACAAAGCUACCGAAAGGCAAACACAGUGUGAAAGGCAUCGGCAAGACUGCUCCGGAUCCUAAUGCCACGGUCAAGAUGAAUGGAGUGGACAUCCCAUUGGGAAAGGGUGUCCAAACACAAGUCACCGAUUCCAGUCUCCUGUACAACGAGUACAUUGUCUAUGAUGUGGCCCAGGUGAAUCUGAAGUACCUUCUGAAACUGAACUUCAAGUUCAAAACCUCACUCUGGUGAACGCACUGCUUCUUUGGAACCUCCGCUCCCUAAAUAAAUUUAAAAAAACACCAUUUGCAAAAUUCCAGGCUACCGGGGGCAGUGAAGGAUGGGAGGGGGAGGUUGCAUCUUGCAAAGGUUUGUUGGGGGGGGGCUGAAUAUCAGAUCUCCCCUUCAUCUGCUCAGCUGAGCUGUGCUGGGGGGGAGGUGGGGAGGGGAGCAGAGAGCUUUGGUAAGCUGGCGUGGUUGGGAAUGGUGUUAAUAUGGCACCCUACCCCCAAUCGACAAACUGACAAAAGCCAUAAAUUAGGAUGAUUGUUGUUAGAAUUCUUUUUUUAUAUAUAAAAAGGAAAAUGUGCAAGGCUGACUACAUAUUUUUGGGUUUGAGUGUCAUAAUGGCUGUUAGUUUUAAUUCAGCCAGUCAAGUGGCUUUACUGACUGUUGGGAAGCAUUUACUUUACUUGUGAAAGUCCUGACUGGGAGGAGAGAGGGAGGGAACCCACCUUUAUUAAGGCAGGCAGAUCCAGCACUGUCUGGUUUUGCUUUGUAUUUGCUACCUUCCCUUCAUUUGAUGGGCAUUUUUCUUUCUCUAUAACUUCAUCCUUCACUUCAAUGUUUUGUUUUUCCAUUUUAUAUUAGGUGAGGAAUAAAGGACGGCUUUAAAACAAAAA
Hemiscyllium ocellatum (epaulette shark) is the source of this 3719-nucleotide messenger RNA. RefSeq names its product poly (ADP-ribose) polymerase 1 (gene parp1). Gene Ontology annotation, molecular function: zinc ion binding; NAD binding; NAD+ poly-ADP-ribosyltransferase activity. NCBI's taxonomy places the organism in Eukaryota, Metazoa, Chordata, Chondrichthyes, Orectolobiformes, Hemiscylliidae. The transcript has 23 exons. Gene Ontology annotation, cellular component: nucleus. The record is from RefSeq and is a predicted model, not a curated record. The coding region runs from base 52 to 3069 and encodes 1005 amino acids.